Messenger RNA from Colletotrichum gloeosporioides, 780 nucleotides. RefSeq lists its product as uncharacterized. The transcript has a single exon. The record is from RefSeq and is a predicted model, not a curated record. Bases 1 to 780 code for a protein of 259 amino acids. Lineage: Eukaryota; Fungi; Ascomycota; Sordariomycetes; Glomerellales; Glomerellaceae.
AUGGCCCCCGCGACGCGUCUUCCUCAUAUCCCUUCCGUUGGCAUUGUCGCCCCGGCGUCAGACAUAUGCCAAAAAGCUUUUGACUUUUGUAAAGCAAAUUGCGACACAGAUAUCCUCAAUCACGCGGUUCGUGCGGCCUACUGGUCGCUCAUUAUCUCGCAGAAGCAGCCAAACUUCAAAGGUGCAGAAAUUGAUAUGGAAGCCGUUGUCCUGAGCUGCAUACUGCACGACAUGGGAUGGUCGGAGAUCCCAGAACACCGCUCUGAAGACAAAAGAUUUGAAGCAGAUGGAGCCAAUGUUGCCCGCGACUUUAUCAGAAAUCAGGAUGGUGGUACAGAAGGGUCAUGGACCGAAGCCAGAAUCCAGCGAUCUUGGGACGCAUUUGCAUUGCACGCGACACCAUCCAUCGCACGACAUGCUGCGAAAGAAGUUACACUGGUGCAGAUGGGUGUGCUAACGGACUUCUUCGGGCCGAGGACUCAUGAAGUGGCCGGCGGUCCAGAAGAUUUGAUCACUGUGGAUGACUAUCAUGCCGUGAUGCGGGUGUUUCCCAGGGCUGGGUUUGAAGGACAAAGCCUGAGGAAAAUACUGCGUCAUCUUUGCCGUACGAAGGCCGACACCACGUUUGAUAAGUGGGUGGGUGAUUUUAGGCUUACCUAUGGGACGGAUGGAGAAGGGGCGAACCUGGAAGGGUAUAAGCAGGGGUGGGAGAAGGCACGGUCGGCCUCGAUGUUGACGAGCGCCUUGAAGUCCUUAGUGGCCCUCGAUAAGCAAGCCUAG